AUGGAGAGUGUUCUCAGAUCAGUCAUUGUCCCAUGCCGAAAUGCAAAGUUAGGUUGCACUGAGAAUAUUCCUUAUGGGAGAGACUCAAAUCAUGAGAAGAAAUAUUGCAGAUUCUCUCUAUGUUCUUGCCCUGAAAUCAAAGAAUGCAAUUACACUGGCUUAUACAAUGAGAUCUUAUUCCACUAUCUAGUAUCCCACCUUUUAAAGCCCGAUUGUUUUUUCACCUUUGGUGAACCGAGGAAUGUGCGGAUGGCGAUAAACGAUAAGAAUUUGGUUCUUAUGACGCUUCCAAAGACUUUAUUGUUCGUUGUGCAAUGUUUUAGAGAGCCAAAUGGUGUUUAUGUGGCUUUAAAUAGUCUUGCACCAUUGGGUCCAGAAGUGGAGAAGUUCUCAUAUCGAAUCUCUUACUAUUUUGAUGGAGGUACUUGUAGUCACAAAUUGCCGGAGAUGAAGAGGAUUCUUGAAACAUAUUUUCUCAAAGUUAACAUCAACUGCCAAGGAUGUAAGAGGAAAGUGAAGAAAACACUUAGAAAAAUUGAAGGUGUUUACUCUGUUGAUAUAGACACAGAUCAGGAAGCAGUGAUCGUUAGAGGUAACUUAGAUCCAGAGAUUCUGGUCAAGAAGUUGAACAAAAGAGGGAAACAUGCUCAGCUUAUGUUCUUGACACCUUACCAUAAGGACCAGUACUUUGGUAAUCAUCAAGCUGGUCUUAAUCAUGACAACAGAAGCUUGGGGAACACACAAUACAAUUUCGGAAGUAAUCACAACAAUGUCCCAAGUUACGAAAGGCAGAGUCUUCUUAAUCAUCAGAGUGAUGAAGAGAUGAUGAUGAUGAUGAACAUGAAACCUGUGAUGAUGAACGAUGCAGAUUACUUCGAAAUGAGUGAUUCACCUGAAGAUUUCCAAGAGCUAUUUGGAGAAAUACCGCAAAGACACAACAACAACUAUGGAGAAGUGAAACCAAAUCUGAUGAGGGACAUGGAUCUUGGAUAUUCUAAUGCAUACCCUGCAACAGAAGCAAUGAACAUGCAGAUUGGAGGAAGAGUAAAUAAUAUGAUGGUGACUGAGAGAGGUUUCAAUGGUCAGAUGAUGAAUGAGAGAGGUUUCCAUGGUCAGAUGAUGACUGGUCCAUCUCUUGUUCCUCAGUCUAUGAAUCAUGAACAGUUCAGCUCAAGACCACUUCAGUCUAUGAGUCACGAACAGUUCAGUUCAAGACCAGUUCAUGGCUUUUACUACUGAUUGAAGAAGUUAGUGGAUAAAGUUAGCUUAACUAUAUGUGUGUUUUCACUUUUCACUACUUGAGAGUUUAUUUCAAGCAUAGUAGUAUAGUCUUUUCUUGGUUCAAUGUUGUUUAGAGUGUUAAAGAACAAAGUAUGUUACUACAUUAGCUAAAAACUAUACUUAGUACUGGUAACAAUCUUAAAGCUAAAUCAUCAGCAGAGUUAUGCACCCAUAUUAUCAAAUUUCCCUUUGAAACUCCAUUAUUGCAAUCCCCAUUGUUAUGGCCCAUGAGUUUUAUUCAGUUCGUUGGCCGAGUUCGGUUUGGUUAAUCACUUAAG
Arabidopsis lyrata subsp. lyrata is the source of this 1559-nucleotide messenger RNA. Its product is annotated as heavy metal-associated isoprenylated plant protein 34. The coding region runs from base 1 to 1239 and encodes 412 amino acids. NCBI's taxonomy places the organism in Eukaryota, Viridiplantae, Streptophyta, Magnoliopsida, Brassicales, Brassicaceae. The record is from RefSeq and is a predicted model, not a curated record. Gene Ontology annotation, molecular function: zinc ion binding. The transcript has 3 exons.